AUGUGUAAUUGUUUCAGACUCAUUGUUCACUCACUCGUGAGUAAAUGGAAACUUCAGAGUUUUCCACAUAAUAAAAUAUGUUUUUCCUUAUGGUUUGUUUGCUCUUUUACCUUGAACACCACCACACUAAAUACAACGUCAGUAGAGAGCAGCAGCCCUAAGGGCAAUACAGGUGCUAUUGUUGCUGCGGCAAUAAUUGCAGUGGCUGUCUGCUUUGCUGUUGUUCUUGGUGUGUAUUUGUUCAAGCGAAGACGGCAGUUCAGGAUGCAGGACAAAGAGAAGAAGAUGCAGAUCCAGAUGUCAUCUGCUCGUAAUGCAGGUGUCUACCACGACCUGACAGUCAGUGUGCCAGCUGACGACAAACCCACUGCCAGCCCUGAGCAUGAACAUCUGAAGGCAACCGAGGAGGCCUAA
This is a messenger RNA of Candidula unifasciata, 414 nucleotides long. The record is from the annotation of a GenBank genome assembly. NCBI's taxonomy places the organism in Eukaryota, Metazoa, Mollusca, Gastropoda, Stylommatophora, Geomitridae.